Phyllostomus hastatus (greater spear-nosed bat) is the source of this 2874-nucleotide messenger RNA. It is a transcript of the gene ACKR1, whose product is annotated as atypical chemokine receptor 1 (Duffy blood group). The transcript has 2 exons. Gene Ontology annotation, biological process: chemokine-mediated signaling pathway; regulation of chemokine production; inflammatory response. Gene Ontology annotation, cellular component: membrane. Lineage: Eukaryota; Metazoa; Chordata; Mammalia; Chiroptera; Phyllostomidae. The record is from RefSeq and is a predicted model, not a curated record. Gene Ontology annotation, molecular function: C-C chemokine binding. Bases 1825 to 2829 code for a protein of 334 amino acids.
GUAGGGAGGGGAUCGUGUAUCUUUAUAACCUUUCUAACUCUCCUAUGCUAAUCUCAGAGGGGCACCCUCAAUAUAUCUGGAUCACCGUGUCGCUGGGCUGCCUCCUUGCCGCUCUUGCUCCUGUGAGGAUACGUUAUAAGGGCUGCUUUGCUGGAAUCCCCAACACCUGGUACUUUUGGGGGUGGUGUGUGCCUCACCAGGCCACUCUCCCAAGGGCAUCUCUGUAUGGAAACAAUAUAACUCUCCAAGGGAGAGAAGUGUGUUCACUCCCUUUGGCUUGGCCCUUCCUUUCCAGAGAGUGUUUGGGAUGGGACAUCUGGCUGCUCCCACUGCCUUCCAUCAGGCAGGACUGGAGAAGGUGGAGAUGAAGGUGAAGAUGCCUCCAACAUCAUUCCAGGACAGUUUCAACAGACCCCCCAAAUCAUUUUCCAACCCCCUCAUGUUGAACCUGAAACUGGAGCUAGCAUCCUGGGAGAAAAGGGGAUGGUCUUUUUAAGAUCCACAUUCUUUUGCAACAUGGCUUUCCUAUCCACAUCUAGGCACCCCUUUAUGGGAAGGAGCUGCUUAGCAGAAUUGGAGUUAAAGUAUCACAUGCUUUCUUAGAUCAAUGAAACUGUUCCAAAGCAGCCCUCUCUAUCUCACCUUUCUGACUUGAACACUCCAUGACUCACCAUUUGCAAAUGUCCAGCCUCAGUCUCCCUAACAGGAAAUAAAAUGUUAGGGUGAAGGGGGGUGAAUCAGUAGAGUCCAUGGGAAAGCAACUGGGGAGAAAGGGGCUACCAAAGAAUCAUCAUGUCGGCUUAGGGGGAUUCACCUACAGGGUAGAUAUCCUUUCUGUCAGCCAAUUAGAGAGAGGUAGAAGUUCUCCCCACAAAAGGGACUUUACACACUGCUGAGAUGCUAGGUCAAUGUAGCAGUUCCAAAGCUUUUGCAUUCCCCACAGAAAUAUGAAUAGAGAUUACCCCAGAGUCAACAGGCCCAUUUAAGAAUAUAUUGUCCCAUUGUCCCCCAGAGCCUGCUUUAACUUAGACCAUGUGUUCUGCUUGCUAUGAAAGAUACCUUCACUGUACCCAUAGAUGAUGAGGCAAAUACCUAGUUGGUCCCUGAAGUAGCUUCAUUAUGCAGCCCUCCCUCCUCUUACACUGAAAAAUUCAGACUCAUACCCAGAUGUAUGCCUUAGAUAUUUGCACACAGUACACAGCAUACAGCCACACACAGAUAAAUGAACCCCUUCUUACACCCAGACUAAUAUACAUAGAACCCCCACCCACAUUCUACUCAGCUUGUCAGCAUCUAAUGGAUCCAGCCAUAGUGCCACUAAUACUCCUUCCUAUAAACACUUGACUUUUGAACUAUCUUUCAUUGGCUCAAGUUCAAGGGAAUAGACAGUGAGAGUCAACUGCCUUUCCCUCCAACUUCCCAGCAUGCCCCUUAUCUCUGUCUCACACUUCACCCUUGGCCCCAACUUCUUUCCUUGUGCUUAAAAUACUUGCUGGGAAGCCCCUUGGCUUCUAGCUUCCCUUUCCACUCUUGGGAAAAUACCUAUUUUCUGGUCCCCACCUUUUUCCUUUCCCGAAUGCAGGUCCCCACCAGUGGAAUCUAACCUCAAAACAGGAAGCCUUAGGCCAAUGCCCUAUGUGGGACUGAAGGUUACGCAGGCAAUGGGUGUGGGGUAAAGCCUUCCUGAAUGUGCCCCUCCCCAUGCCACCCAUGGCCCCGCUCAUAACUGAUGGUCCUCACUAGUCCCUGGCACUUAUCUUGGAACCACAGCAGGUGACAAAACCGUCCCAGUCCUUCUCUGCCUGCUCUGAGCCCAGCAGUGUCAUGGGGAACUGUUUGCAACGGGUGGACUCCUCCUCCUUCACUGGUGACAACUCGAGUAACUUUAACUUUGAAGAUGAGUUUUUCAUUGAUUGGAAUAAUUCCUACGGACCUGGUGACUAUAACUACACUGGACUGGAAGCAGCUGCCCCCUGCCGCUCCUGUAAACUGCUGGAUGAGUCCUCACUGCCUUUCUACAUCCUCGCCAGUGUCCUGGGUAUCCUAGCUAGUACAGCUGUCCUGUUUGCUUUUCUCAGACCUCUAUUUUACUGGCAGCUGUGUCCUGGCUGGAAGAUCCUUAUACAGUUAGCUGUGGGCAGUACCCUCUUCAGCAUCUCAGUGCCCAUCCUGGCACCAGGGCUAAGUGGUGUCCAUGACACCCACCUGUGCCACCUGGGCCAUUUGGUCUGGUAUGGUUCAGCUUUUGCCCAAGCUUUGCUGUUAGGCUGCCAUGCCUGCCUGGGCCCCAUAUUGGGUACAAACCAUGUCCCAGGCCUCACUCUGGGGCUCACUGUGGGACUUUGGGGAGUGGCAAUUCUAUUGGGGCUGCCAAUCACUCUGACCAGUGACACUUCCAAUGGACUCUGCACCCAGACAUUCAGCCAGGACAUUUUGCAGUUUAUGCACGCUGCUGCUUGUUUUGCCAUCUUUUUCCUGUUGCCACUGGGUUUAUUGGGAACCAAGGGCCUGAAAAAGUUAUUAGACAGGGAGCCAUGCCCCUGGAUUGAUAUUCUAUGGGUCUGGUUCAUUUUCUGGUGGCCUCAUGGAGUACUUCGGGGAUUGGACUCCCUAGUGAGGUCCAAGUUUUUGGUAUUAGCAUCAUGUCCAGCCCAGCAGGCCCUGGACUUGCUGCUGGACCUGGCAGAAGUCCUGGCAAUAAUGCACUGUGUGGCUACACCUUUUCUCCUGGCUCUGUUCUGCCACCGGGCCACUCGUACUUCCAUGCCCUCCUUGUCUGUCUCAACGAGACAGUCCUCCCAUCUGGACACCCUUGAAGGAAAAUCUUAGCUCUCUUCCACCUGCCAACCUGAAUUAAAGUCUACAUUGCUUUUA